Oenanthe melanoleuca is the source of this 1166-nucleotide messenger RNA. Its product is annotated as translation initiation factor IF-2-like. Bases 1 to 1083 code for a protein of 360 amino acids. The record is from RefSeq and is a predicted model, not a curated record. The transcript has 3 exons. NCBI's taxonomy places the organism in Eukaryota, Metazoa, Chordata, Aves, Passeriformes, Muscicapidae.
AUGGCAGUGGAGCGCAAGUAUGGCUGGGACACGCUGCUGUGUGCUGACACCCACCACUAUGCCGUGGGUCUGCUGGCCAGGCUCAGGCUGCAGCAGCCCCCUGAGCGCGGCGCUCACUGUGUGCGCUUGGCAGCUGUGGCCCUGCCCAGUGCUGCACGCAGCGGCCGCACGGGCUCUUCUCCAGGCUCCUGCGGCCCCGAGCCGGCUGCCCACGGAGCCCCGGCCCAGCGGGGCUGCAGGGCGGGGCGGCACCGCGGCUCCCCGGGCACAGCCGGCCCUGUGCCCCUGCAGAGCCCGGCCCAGCGGCUGCUGGCCGCGCCUCAGCGCUGUGCGGGCAGGGGAGGCCGGGGCCGGGCGCGGGCAGCGCCUGCCAAAGGGGCAGAGCCCGCCCCGAGCCUUCCCUCCCGCCGCUCUCCGCAGCUGGCAGAGGACAGGAGCCGAGCGGCCGAGCACCUGCGCCAGGCCCUGCCGUACCUGGAGAGCCCACAGGAGCCCCUGCGAGAGGCGGCCGUCAGGUUCAUGGGUGAGCCCGGGCUCCCUCCCCGCCCCGCCGCAGCUCGGCCCCAGCCCCGCCUGCUGCCCCGGCAGCUUCUGCCAUCCGGACCGGCGCCGCUGAGCCCCGGCUGCCCUCGGGGCUGCUGCCGCCCUCCCGCAGCCGAGCCCUUGGGCGGCAGCAUGCGGCAAGGGCCCGGGCUGAGCCCUGCCGGCCACGAGGGCGAGUGGCCACAGGGCUGGCAGCGCCGCUGGCAGGGAGCUGUGCCGCUGGGCAGAGCCGUGACAGGCUCUGUGCUCCCCAGGAUGGCCGGGCAGUACCUGAUGGGACAGAAGGCAGAAUUCCAGCUCAUCUGUGAGGCCAUCGCAGACAUGGCAGAUGACAUCAACCUUGCCGUCGGAAGCCUGGCCAUUCAAAUUUUGUGCUUCCUCAGGGCAGUAGAGAGAGUUCAAUAUUCUAUCUUCCAGAGGCCGCAAGAUCAGUUCCACAGGGUGUGGAGGACACGACCUCGUCUGUCAGGCCUCGGCUGGCUGCACUGCUGGAGAUUUGCAGAGCUGAUCUGGAAGGCUCUGCCUGCUGGGUCCUCUUAAGCCAGCAGCGACUUUCCAGUUAUUCAAGAUUGUUAUUUUUUUCUUUUUGUUUUACUUCAGUAUAUAAAUAUAGGAUGUGCUAG